ACCAAUAUGAACGUUCACGCAUCACAAAAAAAGAUGCAAUUGCACGUUAUAAAAACGUGAAUGUAUUCACGUAAAGUUAUUACGAAAUAUAACUGAUAAUUUUUAAUAUAUUUAAAGAAUUAAUAAAAAUUUACUCUUUUUCUCUCUCUCUCUCUUAAAUAUAUAUACAAAUACAUUAGAUAUGUUACAUUUAACGAAUACAUUGUCACCACAAGAUAUAUUAGCAGAGGUUAGAAAAUUUAUUUCAUCGGCUGUCAGACCUCAUAAUACAAAUACUCUUGAUGUAACAAGAACAGCAUUGUUUUUACUUAAAAAUCUUCCUGCUGCAAGAGAUGCUGUACUUGAGUAUUUUUGUAAUGUAUUCUGUAUUGCAGUUACAAAAUAUGUACGGCAAAUUGAGACAAAUCAAAGUGUAGUUAUAUCCGAGGAAGGUAUUAUUAUAGAAAUUUAUACUGUAUUAAGUAAUUUCAUUCAUGGAAAUCCGGAAGCAUGGGCACCGAUUAUAUCAGCAUGGUCUUUGGAAUUGCUUGGUAAAUUAUCAUCAGAAUAUUCAAAACGAGGUAAUUUACCAACCAAUGCUGGAAUCAAUGAUUUUUUACAACAAUGGAUGUCUUGUCGUGCUACUCGUACAUUGAUCGACAUCACGGCGCAAUGUCUUCAAUGUCUUAUGCAUUCUGAUACAGAAUCUUGUAUUAAAGCAUUACUGGAUACUAGCGUAUUACAUAGUCCGCAUUUUGAUUGGGUUGUUGCUCAUGUGGGAAGUUGUUUUCCAAACACAGUUAUUACAAGAGUAUUAUCAUGCGGAUUAAAAGAUUUCUGUGCCAUGGGCUAUGAAUAUAAUCUAAAGAAUCCAAAAUUGAAUUCUGUCGUUGGUAUUCUAGGACACUUAGCUGGUAGUCACUUUCAGGAUAUUAGAACUGCCCUGUUGGAUUUAUUUAAAUGGAGUUUGGAUGAAAACAUAAAUGUUGACGAAGAUACGAGACAGCAAAAAUUAGCUACUGUACCAUUUCUGUUGAAACUAGCUUCUCUUUCUCCAACGUUAUUAAAAGCAAUAACUAGCGAUAUUUCGCAAAUACUAAAUCCUGAUGUUAUUCCACGACUUGCUUUAUAUGCCUCAGAUUGGUGUAAAUAUUUCAAUAAUCAACCGGAGGCACUGAUUGACUUAGCUGUACACUUAGCAUUAGGUUGUGAACAAGGAGCAUCCCAAAUAAUAAAUAUUCUAUUAGAUACUAGUUUGAAUACAAGCAAUGUUGGAUAUCAUAGUGUUAAUGCAACUCAGAGUGUCAAGAAUGUAUGUCGUGAAAUAUUAGAGUUAAUGCUACAAGAAAUAAAUUUAACUUUUAGGACACACAGUGUACAGUCUGCAAAUAUUUCUCUUUUAAAUUCUAUUAAACAAGAGUUACUUGUGAUAAUACCAUUACUUCUAAAUAGAGAUCCAUUACGAGUUCAAACAGCAGUGAGGCUAUUGUGCUUCAUUGGUGGACAAAGUUCUAAUAUUUUAAUAUCUGCUGCAUCAUUUAUGUUGGUAAAAGCCCAAACAACAUUUCAUUUAGCUGCAUUGAUACAUCUUAUUUCUAACAAUUCUAUAUUGUUUCCCGUAAACAAACCCGAGAGUGAAACUAUGUUCGCUAAUCAUGGUUAUUUUACACAAAUAGUAGAACAAGCACUUCGAGAAAUUCAUUAUAAAAGUGUUACAGAGAUACAAGAGUCAAGAAAAUUAUUUGAAAAUCUUACGAUAUUGUUAAAGUGGGAGAGAUCUAAUAAAGUAAUAGUAUUUAGAUCGAAAAUAGUAACUAGAGCCAUUAAGUCGAAUUUACUUCAAAUUUCCUCAUUAUUAACGAAAACGGAUAAUUUUGAUUUAGCAAAUGAUAUAGCUGUAAUGCUAGAUUUGUUAAGUAUGCCUGGGAAAGAUUAUUUUGUUCCAAACAUUGAACUUACACUAAAAUUGGUAAAAGCAGUACUGCAAUAUUUUUUUUUAUGUAUAGCAGAAGAAGAUAUUAUGAAAAAAGAAAAAGGCAUAAAAAUAGUUUGUCAUCUAUUAAAGGAUUUAACUUGUUAUUCUCAGUGUGCACGGGUCUUAGCACUUAGAGAUAUAUUGGUACAUUGCAUUAAUAACGAUCCAGCCAAAUAUUUUGGUGCAAAAGAAAAAUUUGAACCACAAUUUGAAGAAAUGUUACUAUUGCAUCAAAAUCAUAGGCAGGUUACAAGUACAAUGCUAGCUCAAAGAAACUCUUCUGUAUUUCAUGCUGGUGUAAUAGGACACGGUCCAAGAAGACCACCACCUGAGAACAACCUUGAUAAAGGGAUUAUUACUCUAAAUAAAAUGUUGUUAAUUGACGUGAUAAAGGCUUGUUGUAGCAAUCAGGAAUUAGAACAAUAUCCUGUUAAUUUAGAUGCAAUAACAAUGGUCAGUUUAUUGUUAGUAGAAUUAGUAUCACCUGAUGUUAUGUAUAAUGGAUUGCCAUGGCCUGACGAAGAAUUUACAAAGGUUACCGUGGAAAGAGAUUUACAAAUCCGUCGUACAUUUAAAGACGUACCUUUGCUAUGGACUCUUUUAGAAUUAACAGCUUGGUACAGACCUGCUUUAGCAUAUUGUUCUGUCUUGUUAAGAGGUAUAGCAGCUACGGUUAUGGCUAACUGGAAUAUAGAAGAGGGAGUAGCACUUUUAAAUGUUAUGGCACUUGGACAAUUGCUACCACCUCCAUUAGCAAGUAUUAGAGAUAUUCUACCUGUUCUAGAAUCUAAUCAGAUAAAUACUGUGAUGAGAGAAUGUGUAUGGGCAUACAUGCGAGAGAAUGUUCCAUCACCGGCAUUAUUUACUCGCAAUGAAGGAUCUAACGUUGCAUGGAGAGAUACGGAUACUUCUGUUCCAAACACACGUUUCAUAGAAAUACUUCGUUUGAUUUUACUCGCAAAUAUUCACAAUUUAGGUCCACUUUAUUCUACAUUGUUUUUUAAUGAACAUAAAUAAUAAUGCAAAAAUACCUUUAUAUUUUAUACGAUUGAAUAUGAAGGAAAAUAUAAACUUUUUCAUAUAAAUAUAGGAAUACAUAAUAUAAUUAUGAUGUAAAUAAUAUAA
This is a messenger RNA of Vespula pensylvanica (western yellowjacket), 3079 nucleotides long. It is a transcript of the gene omd, whose product is annotated as integrator complex subunit 5. The transcript is spliced from 11 exons. Gene Ontology annotation, cellular component: integrator complex. NCBI's taxonomy places the organism in Eukaryota, Metazoa, Arthropoda, Insecta, Hymenoptera, Vespidae. The record is from RefSeq and is a predicted model, not a curated record. Gene Ontology annotation, biological process: snRNA 3'-end processing. Bases 182 to 2971 code for a protein of 929 amino acids.